UGGCCGCCCUAGGCGUUCUGCGGCGCGCCCCGCACAAACAUGGCGAGAUCGGGGCGGGGAGUCUCUGCCGCUCACAGCGAUGACGAUCCUCGGGUAGAAUCUUUGCCCCUCAUAAAGAUGGCGACUGGUGACAGGGCCGGCGCUGCUGGCCAAUGAGAAGCCAUGUUGCUACGGGUUGUCAUGGUAACAGCCAAUGACACGUGGAGAUGGAGUCUAGUGUUGCUGCCCAAGAGGCUGGGGGGCCGGGGGGGCGGGAAGCCGGGCUGCCAGCGGCGCUGACGGCCGUCGAUGGGGACCGGGGCCCCCAGUGGGGAGCGGCGCCGGUGGUGAAACGCGGAGUCCAGGUGUCAUCUCACCCUCCAGGACCUGGCAGCAUGACCUUGACCAAGGGCUCCUUCACCUACUCCAGUGGGGAGGAGUACUGCGGAGAGUGGAAGGAAGGCCGCAGGCACGGCGUUGGCCAGCUAACGUUUGCGGAUGGCAGCACCUACCUGGGUCACUUUGAGAAUGGGCUCUUCCAUGGCUGCGGCGUGCUCACCUUCUCCGAUGGCUCCAGGUACGAGGGGGAGUUCGUGCAGGGGAAGUUCAAUGGCGUCGGAGUUUUCACGCGCUACGACUCGAUGACCUUCGAGGGCGAGUUCAGGAGCGGGCGUGUGGACGGCUUCGGGCUCCUGACCUUCCCCGACGGCUCCCAUGGGGUGCCCCGCAGCGAGGGCUUCUUUGAGAACAACAAGCUGCUGCGGCGGGAGAAGUGCCCGGCCGUGAUCCAGAGAGCUCAAAGUGCCUCCAAGUCCGCACACAACCUCCCGGCGUGACCGUGGUGCCACGGGACUCCGCCGCCCACCCACGGCCCCUCCUGCCGCUGGCCGGCCUGGCUUCCAAGAGCCUGUGGGGCAGGAGCUGCGGUGCCCAGCCGGGGCGGGGGGGGUGCGUUGGCACAGCUUGUCACAGGCCCCAGCAUAGCUGGCCACCUCCCUCCUGCUGGCUACAGAACUUCCUCUGAGUGCCCACCUCCCGGAUCCUGGGGGCUCUGAGUGCUGCCCCCCACUGGGGGGAGACAGGAGACCCCCUUCCCUGGGGCUGUGCUCACUGCCUUGGGGCAAGCAGUACCGCAGGGCCCUCCAUACAGACCCCUGGGCACAGCCCCCUGCUGCUGGGCUGUGUGGGGCAGUGGAGGGGCAAUCUGCCAGGGCCGUGGUGCCUGUGGUUAGCAGGGGAUGUAGCUGGGAGCUGCUGCACCUGCUUUCCCAAAGCCAGGCAUGAUGGGCUGGGGGUAGUGCCCAGUCUGUGCCCCCCAAGCUAGUGCCCAGUCUGUGCCCCCCAAGCUCAGCGGGAAUAGUGCCCCUCCCCAGCAGGUUGCUGACCCAGGCCUGAAUUCACUGGUGGGGUAUGGUGGCUGUGGCAGGGAGCUGGUAUCUCCCUGCCCCUUUUUGUCCUGAUGCUGGGGGCAGGGCAAGCCCCCCCACCCCUUCCCUUGCUCUGGGCAUCCUGGCCCCAUGGCCCGUGCCUCCCCCUCAGCUCUCCCAAGGGCGUAUGGCCUGAGCAGGCCCAGGUCUCCUCCCAGCUGGCCUCUCUGUGUCCCGGGGGCUGUCUGGUCACUAUUGCCUGUCAGUGCCUUGACACAGGUUCAGGCCAGGGCUGUGAUCAGGGGGCACUGUGUAGCCCCAGCCCUGAGCCAUGCCCAUGGUUCCAAGCGUCUCAGCCUCCUCCCUCAUUGCUGUGCUGACAGGCCGCACUGUGGGGCUGGUGCCAAGGGCUCCGGCAGGCACCGGGCGCUGGGGGUCUGCACUGCCUGGAGUGAGCUUCUCGCGCUCCCGCUGUCCCUUGAACCGACUGGGGACUUAGUCUCCAUUCAGCCCUAGUGAGCACUGGGGCCUGCCGUGAUGGGACCGUGUCUGUGCCAGUGUCUGGGGGGCUGCAGGUCAGGGCAAGGGGCAGAGCUGUGCUGGAGCCCAGCGGGGCGAGGAGGAGCAGGGGCUGAGGGGCACCAGCAGUGUGAGGUGGGGGAGCCAGGGCAGCGAGCAGGAUGGGGGGCACCAGCAGAGCUGCACACGGGACUCCCCCCACGCGGCCUGCUUGUCUCCAGUGUCGGUUCUCUGCUGGGAGCAGUAGCUGUCACUCGUGGUGCUGGUGCAGGAAGGGAGCCCGGGGCCAGGCCCGGCUGAGAGCCGUCUCCUCGCAGAGCGGGGUGCAUGUGAACUGCCCGCUCCAUGCUGCUGCCGCCCUCGUGCCUUGCUGUGUCCUGCACCGCGCCGCCCCCGCGGGGCCUCGGCGAAUAAACCGCGUUGCCAAA
Molecule: messenger RNA, 2293 nt
Organism: Chelonia mydas (Green sea turtle)
Lineage: Eukaryota; Metazoa; Chordata; Testudines; Cheloniidae
Gene: MORN4
Product: MORN repeat containing 4
Exons: 5
Coding region: 207-815 (202 amino acids)
Source: RefSeq, a predicted model, not a curated record